This is a messenger RNA of Blastomyces dermatitidis ER-3, 2362 nucleotides long. RefSeq names its product molecular chaperone DnaJ. Gene Ontology annotation, biological process: protein refolding; response to heat. The transcript has 3 exons. Gene Ontology annotation, molecular function: heat shock protein binding; ATP binding. Bases 186 to 1838 code for a protein of 550 amino acids. Gene Ontology annotation, cellular component: cytoplasm. The record is from RefSeq and is a predicted model, not a curated record. Lineage: Eukaryota; Fungi; Ascomycota; Eurotiomycetes; Onygenales; Ajellomycetaceae.
AAACUUAGUCAUCCAAAAUACUUGAAACUUUUUUUUUUCCAUCGCGACGGAGAUCAAAAGGAAGACUGUCCAAUCUACUGAUAUCCCACCAUCUUGUCGUUUCGCUUGCCCGGACUUGCGUCUGCAGACAGUCUGGCUAUCUCAACUCCCCUUCCAGCAUUGGUGCAUUAUUGCUUUGAUUUAAAAUGAGCGCUGGUGCUCCUAGUAUACCCCGGACAGCCCUUAUACCGGCUCGCCUACUCCGAACCUCACGACACUGCUCUAAUCAAUGUGCCACGAUACGGCCGCAAAUUCAGUCGAAAACGUUUCAGAAUGACUGCAGGAUAUACCAUGAUAAGUGGCCAUUUUCAAAGCCAUUAAAUGACCGCAGCGCCCGUCCAUUCUCAAAGUCUUUCCAUGCGUCUGCGCCGUCUCAAGCUACACGCGACCCUUAUAGUGUUCUCGGAGUAGGCAAGGAUGCGUCUGCUGCAGACAUUAAAAGGGCGUACUACGGACUCGCCAAAAAAUACCACCCUGACACAAAUAAGGAUCCCAAUGCAAAAGAAAAAUUUGCGGAGGCACAAUCAGCAUAUGAGCUGCUUUCUGAUUCAGAGAAAAGACAAGCCUAUGACCGGUUUGGCUCGGGAGCAUUCGAUCAGAACGGCGGCUUCAGUCCUGGAGCCGGCCCUGGUGGCCCAUUCUCCGGAGCAACCACUGGUGGUUUCCACGGGUUUGGCGGCGGAUUCCCUGGCGGGGGUUUCUCUGCGGAUAUAAAUUUCGAGGAUCUAUUUGGUGCUUUUACCGGUGGUGCGGGUCGGCGGGGACGGUCGAGAGGAGGACCGUUCCGAUCUGCGGUGGUAGAAGGGGACGAUAUCGAGGUACAGACGAACAUCUCUUUCAUGGAUGCUGCCAAGGGAACAACGAAGGAAAUCUUCAUCACUCCGCUUGUUCAAUGCAAAACAUGCAAUGGCGAAGGGACGAAACCGGGCAAGAAGCGGGCACAGUGCAAAACUUGCGGUGGGACAGGUUCGCAGGUUCAUUUUAUUCAGGGAGGGUUCCAGAUGGCUAGUACCUGCACGUCGUGUGGCGGUGCUGGUAUGUCUAUUCCCAGGGGAUCCGAAUGUAAUAGCUGUGGCGGCGAUGGGGUAGUACGGGAAAGGAAGACGGUACAUGUCAAUAUCCCAGGCGGAGUAGAAGACGGAAUGCGGCUGCGGGUGCCAGGGGAAGGAGACAUGCCAGCAGUAGAACCCGGUGCCCGCACACAGCGGGGCGAUCUUUAUGUCUUCAUCAAAGUAGCCCCCGAUUCCCGCUUCAGCAGAUCCGGUUCGGAUGUGCUAUACACAGCACAGAUCCCUCUCACAACCGCACUUCUAGGUGGUGAGGUCACAGUACCAACGCUGGAUGGAGAGGUCAAGGUCAAAGUGGCCACAGGAACUGGUACUGGCGAUAAGAUUACUUUGUCAGGGAUGGGAAUGCGGAAACUUGAGGGUCGCCGUGGCCAGCAGGGUGACCUCAAGGUCGAAUUUAAAGUUGCCAUGCCGAAGUACUUGAAUGCGAACCAGCGAACGAUCCUGGAAGUGCUUGCUGACGAGAUGGGUGACAAAACUGCUCGACGGAUGAUGAAUAUCAAUAAAAACGACAAGCCUCCUUCCCCCGACUCGUCAACAUCUAACAAAGAUAGCAGCACAUCCAGCGAUACUUCACACAAAAACGAAGGAUUCCUCAAAUCAGCGUGGCACAGACUCAUGAACCAGCACGGCAGCGGUGGCAGCAGCAGCGGCGAUACCUCUGCAAAACCCAACGAUUCUGGUGACGGGAACAAAACGGACGAAUCGAAGAAGGCCUCCGGCUCGGGAUGAUAUGUACACCUGGUAUCUUCAAAGAGGUUGAGGGUGUUAUAGUUUUAAUCCUGUCCUUAUUUUGCUUCUUUUUGUCAUAGUGUUGACAAGCAAUGUUCUCCAUCGUGUCUUUUUAUCUUCUUGUAUAUGCCCCUUUUCCUUGAUGGUAGGGUUUAAUGUUUCCGUUUAUUGUUUAUUUUCUUUUGUAUUGGAAGCUGUAUGAUUAAAUAAAUGCAUAGCGGGGUGGGCCAUUUAGACUUGGGGAGAGAUGGAUUGGAUAUCCCUUAUUUCCCAUAACCUCUGUACACUACUACUUCGCUACUACAAUCACUCUAUAGCUAACAUCUCCGCUACGGUCAAGCUCGAUAUGAGACAAAAAUAAUCAGGAGCAAUUAUAAAUCUAUAUAGGACAGCCGCAUAUAAUUGUCGCAUUAUCAACGCCAUAGCAGCUAUAUCACCAAAAGCAUGGGCAAAUAAAAAGGAGGACAAACAUACGAAAGAUAUUCAACGAACAAUGGCAUUAUUCCUAAGUGCCUCCAAGCCCC